Messenger RNA from Schistocerca serialis cubense, 660 nucleotides. RefSeq names its product carboxypeptidase B-like. The coding region runs from base 1 to 636 and encodes 211 amino acids. The transcript is spliced from 5 exons. Gene Ontology annotation, biological process: proteolysis. Gene Ontology annotation, molecular function: metallocarboxypeptidase activity; zinc ion binding. The record is from RefSeq and is a predicted model, not a curated record. NCBI's taxonomy places the organism in Eukaryota, Metazoa, Arthropoda, Insecta, Orthoptera, Acrididae.
AUGAGCAACUACUUGGAUCUAUUGGCCAAAAAAUAUCCACCUUUAGUCCAUGUACAAGCCUUUGGUACCAGUUUUGAGAAACGGCGACUUGACAUGGUCAAAAUAUCAACUGAGAAAAGUGGUUUUGAAAAGCCGAUCAUACUAAUAGAUGCUGGUAUUCAUGCCAGAGAAUGGAUUGCCCCAGCAAUGGCAUUAUUUAUUAUCAACCAGCUUGCUGAAAAUGAAACUAAUAGAUAUCUCACUGAAGAAAUUGAGUGGCACAUCUGUCCACUUCUCAAUCCUGAUGGCUAUGAAUAUUCACGGAAAACCGACAUGUGGUGGCGAAAGACACGAUCACAUACAAAGAACAAACAUUGUCGCGGUGUUGAUGGAAACAGAAAUUUUGAUUUCCAUUGGAAUGAAUGUGGUGCUAGCAGUGAUCCAUGCUCAGGUUGUUAUGCAGGAGAAAAGCCCUUCUCUGAAGUGGAAACACAGGCAUUUAGGGCUUAUGUCAUGUCAAUUAGAGAUCGCCUGAAGCUCUACCUUACGUUUCAUAGCUAUGGGCCUUUUAUCCUUUAUCCAUGGGGAUUCACAAAAAACUUACCACAUAAUGCUGAUGAGUUGAUUGUGCAGCUGGUGGCAGUGAUGAUUGGGUAAUGGGCAUAGCAAACAUUUCUUUUG